AUGGCUCCAAAUACCAGUUUGCAAUACCUGCAAGCCAAGUUUGACCCUCUGCUCAACCCAAUCGACAACUGCUACGUCGACCAGCGCUCUGUCUGUGACGAGCAGAACUCGGUCCCCUGCACCAACCUCGCCGAAGGCACCACUGAGGCAUGCUGCCCGCGCCUAACAAGUUGCAGGUCAUGCUUCAAGGCGAGAAAGGACUUGCAUUGCGGGUACCAGUACCAGUCCGAGCAGUACGGAUACGUCAACAACCGUAGCCAGCUCGACCGCCCUGGUGACUGGGACCACGGCCACCAGCAAUCCCGGGAUCCCGCUUCCCAAGCCGGUUAUCCUCACCUUCCGCCACCGCCACCGCCGGGAACGUCUCAACUGGCAUACGGGUAUCACCACGAUUAUUCUCAGGCGACGACAAUUGUUGGACCACCCAGCUAUGGGUACCCAGAACAACCGCCCGAGCCGGUGAAGGUCAUGGACAAGCAUGACUAUCAGCCGAUUGAACUGCCAGCUGCGAGGUGA
This is a messenger RNA of Parathielavia appendiculata, 516 nucleotides long. RefSeq lists its product as uncharacterized. The record is from RefSeq and is a predicted model, not a curated record. The transcript has 5 exons. NCBI's taxonomy places the organism in Eukaryota, Fungi, Ascomycota, Sordariomycetes, Sordariales, Chaetomiaceae. Bases 1 to 516 code for a protein of 171 amino acids.